AUAUUGGCUGUUUGGAGCCAAAAUUAUCUAUUUUUUCGCUUGGCGGGAAAGCUCAUUUUCUCAUUAAAAAAAACAAUAAAUUAUACAAAGAAAUAGGAAUUCGAAGAGGUGUGGAAAAUUUCAGUUUUCGGCUAUCAUUUCUGAAGAAAAUCUGAAGGAAAACAAGGGAUUUUUGGCUUGAGCUAUUGAGAAAUCUGAGAAAUUCAGAGUUUUUCUUUUUGUGGGUUGAUUUUCUCAGGAAAAUUUAAGAAAACCCUAGAUCAGAGGGGUGUUUUUGUUCUCACUCGAAUCUUUCCCUAUCUUCUCGAAGACCCUUUGUGUUAUUGGGGGGUUUUCGUCGAUUUGUAUUGUCUUUGAGAGAGGGCAAGCACAAUUAGGGCUCAAUGGUGGACGUAGUGGUGAUCGAUCCGGAAGAAUCGGAGAAGACAGAAAUGAACAGUUCAGAUCAAAGCAACAGUGCGAAGAAAUCGUUGAAGAGGAAGAGAGCUUCAUUGAUCGAGUCACUGAGUACAGAAGAGAGAUUGGCUCGGAUCGAGGCUUUACGCGAAGAGCUCGAUGGUUUGUUCAAGUAUUACCGAGUGGUUUUGGAUGAGAAGGUGAAUUUGGAUCUGAACAACUGUAAUUCGAACAAUUCGAGGAUUGCUUGCUUGCUCGAAGAGAGCAAUCUUCCCCUGUCGAAGUUGGUCGUUGAAGUUUACCAUAAAUUGAAGGCCAAAGAUGGCGAAAAUGGUCUUAGUAUAACUCUUGCUUCUGUGAAGAGUUCUGUUCUUCUCAUUGGGCAGAGAUGGUUCUAUGGAGUGCCCAGUGCGGACGCUGAUGUGUUGGAGGACGAGACCGAGUCGUGCCUUUGGUGUUGGGAGACAAGAGAUGUAAAAUUGAUGCCGAAAUCUGUGCGAGGAGCACUGAGAAUUCGUAGGACUUGUCGGAAGAAGAUACAUGAAAGGAUAACUGCUGUUUCUGCAAUGAUAAAUGCAUUACAGAACUCAGAGAGUCCUCAGAGCAAUGGACAUGAGCAGGUGAAAGCAUCAGAGAGGCUUGUCAAAGUGUUAAAUGAGGCAGAUAUUCGCCUGUUAGUUGAAAGCAUGGCGCAGAAAAAUGGUUCUGAUAGGGCUGACAAGGAAGCAAAAAAAGAAGAGAAAUUGAUAAUCAAGCAAUUAGAGAGAAAUAAACGAGAAGUUGAAAAGGAGAAAAAAAGAGUGGAAUGGGAGCUUCAGAAGGAGAAGCGGCAAAGUGAAAAAGAGCUAAAACGAUUACAGGAUGAGGCAGAGAAAGAGGAAAGGCGUCGCCAGAAAGAAGAAUCUGAAAUGAAGAGACAGAUAAAAAGGCAGCAAGAGGAAGCAGAGAAAGAUCAACGACGUCGUGAAAAGGAAGAAGCUGAAUUGAAAAAGCAACUUGCUUUCCAGAAGCAAGCGUCACUCAUGGAACGCUUUCUCAAAAGAAGCAAGAAUAAUUUGGCUUGCCAGAAUAACCAGUCUUCAACCAAAGAAAUGACUUCUGAGACAUCCCCUAACAUGAGUAAAACUAUGCCUGAAUCGGUUACUCAUUUAAUGGACUGUGCUCUUUCACUAAAAAAUGGGAUUAAUACAGACAAUAUUCGCAAGUCACACUUGAUAUCUUGGUGUCGCUUGGGUCAUUCAAUUCGUUCAAAUAGGAAACAACAUUGGGGCAUGAGGCAAAAGCCUAAGACAAAAUUGAUCAAGGAAAUUAAGCUCACUGUAAGUAGAGGACUUUCCCGUGAUGAUGAGUUGAGCAUAGAGAAGCUUGUUGAUGGAUGGGAUGAAAUGAGUGUUGAUGGUGAAUCCAAUCAUAAAAAUGGAGACAAUUCUCUUUGUAGUGGCCAGAAGCGUAGUAGGAGUAAACAGUUGUUGCAAUUUGAUAAGAGCCAUAGGCCUGCAUUUUAUGGUAUCUGGUCUAGGAAAAGUCAAGUUGUUGGACCACGCCACCCCUUUGUGAAAGAUCCAGACUUGGAUUAUGAUGUUGAUAGUGAUGAAGAAUGGGAAGAGGAUGAACCUGGUGAAAGCCUAUCCGAUUGUGAUAAAGAUGAUGAAGAGGCAAUUUUAGAGGAAGGAUAUUCAAAAGCUCAAGAUGAAGAUGAAAGUGAAGAUGGUUUCUUUGUACCUGAUGGAUAUCUCUCAGAAAACGAGGGAGUAAAUGACAGAAUGGAUUCUGAUCACUUAGUUGAGGAGGCAAAAACUUCACCGAGUUGUAAACUGGAGGUGGAGGGUGAGGAGUUCUGUUUAUUUAUUCGACAUCAGAAGUGUUUACAUAAUUUGACUGAGAGUGCUCUUCGCAAGAACCAGCCUUUGAUUAUAUCGAAUCUAAUGCUUGAAAAGGCUCCAUUGCUCGUGGCUGAAGAUCUUACUGGUACUCUGAAACUUGAGCAGAUGUGUUUUCAAGCUCUGAGAAUGCGAGCUUUAACUGGUUUUCCAUUGAUAGAGAUAUCAAUUGAUAAUAAUGUGCUGGAAGAAAGUCAGGAGGCAAGUCCAUCGCACACCAAGGGCUGUACCACACCAGCGGCGACUGUGACAGCUAUACUGGAGUCAGAUUUGCCUCAAAUUGUAUCUGUCAUUCGGUCAUGCUCGCAUGGUAUUAACAAGGUGGUAGAGUCUUUGCAACAGAAGUUUCCCACCACACCAAAGUCCCAUCUACGAAGUAAAGUGCGUGAAAUAUCAGAUUUUGUGGAUAACCGAUGGCAGGUUAAGAAAAAUAUUCUGGACAAGCUUGGUUUAUCAAUUUCACCAGUCUCAGAGAAGGGUGGUGGAAGAACAAAGAGUAUUGCCACAUUUUUCUCAAAAAGGUGUCUCCCUCCUGCUGGCAAGGUGUUCAACCCCAAUGAGACCUCUCCCCAAUCAUCCCAGAAACCUGCCACAACUGUUCAACAGCAGCAGUAUACAUACAAUCAUCAAUAAACUCUUGCAGAGUUGAUCCUCUGCGGUACAGCACGCGUGCUGUACUGCAGAGGAUCCAGACUCUAGCCUCUUGGUCUCCACUCUUUUGCUUCUGUCACCCCAACCUGGAAACCUGCCACAGCUGUUCAACAGCAGCUGCAUUAAGCAUACCAAUCGUCAGGCUCUUCUUGGUCUACCACUCUUUGGUUUGCUUUUGUCACCUCAACCCAAUUUUUUAUUGCCCGCAUUUUAUGUGGCAUGUGAUCAUGCAGCUCCUCUAAUGCAGACCCUCUUAUGCACAUUGCAUACACAAUGUUUUGUUAAAGAUGUCAGAGAGUUGAAAUGGUCACCUGUUGCAGAUAUCUUUUAAGGUGAAGUUUUGCUUGGUACCAGGUUUCAAAUUGGAUAAUGCAAGAAUUGAGGAGACUGCUUUCUGUCUAUGAAAUGUAAUUUGCAGCCCUGCUUGUGUUCAAACUUCAACAUUUAACUGUUCGUAACAAGUUUUGAUAUAAAUUUGUUCCCCAAAAAAAAAAAAAAAAAAAAAAUUGGAGUUUGUAGUGACCUACAUCUGAACUGCACAAAAGGGCCUGACCCUUGUGCUUGUUUGCUUAAAACCUGCUCUUUCAUUUAGAUGUACAAUUUUUUAACUUAAAAUAUUUUUAUCCUCUUUUGGUGUUUGA
Molecule: messenger RNA, 3568 nt
Organism: Cornus florida
Lineage: Eukaryota; Viridiplantae; Streptophyta; Magnoliopsida; Cornales; Cornaceae
Product: chromatin assembly factor 1 subunit FAS1-like
Exons: 12
Coding region: 384-2909 (841 amino acids)
Biological process (GO): nucleosome assembly
Cellular component (GO): CAF-1 complex; nucleus
Source: RefSeq, a predicted model, not a curated record